CUUCAGAUACACCAGAAGAGGGCAUCGGAUCUCUUUACAGAUGGUUGUGAGCCACCAUGUGGUUGCUGGGAAUUGAACUCAUGACCUCUGAAAGAGCAGUCGGGUGCUCUUAACCGCUGAGCCAUCUCUCCAGCCCUAUUUUUUUUAAAGAUGUUUUUCAUUAAUUCAUUCAUUAUAUGUGUGUGUGUGUGUGUGUGUGUGUGUGUGUGUGUGUGUGUGUGUGUGUGUGUAGGUGAGUGCAUGGCAUGAUGUUUGUGUGUAAGUUAGACUUGAUUUUUCCUUCCUUCAUGUGGGAUCCGUGGGUCUGAUUCAGUUUGUUAGCAUUGACGGGCUAUCUCACUGACCCCCACAUCAUUUUCUUUUCCUCUUGACACAGAAGAACUAUAUGUAACCAUGUCUGGCCUGCCCUGUCUCCCAAGUGCCAGUGUACCACAUCUGUGCCUGGUGCCUGCAGAGGUUAGAAGAGGACAUUGUAUUCACUGGAACUGUAGUUGUGAGCCACCUGAUUUGGGGCUAGGAAGGGAACUUGUGUUCUUACAAGAGCAGCAAGCACCUUGCUGAGCCAUCUUUCCAGCCCUGCAAGAAUGUUCAGGUCUUUAUGGGUCUUUUAAAAGUUUUGCCAUGCAUAAACAAUUUUGGGGACAUAUCUGCUUAGAAUAUGUGUGCUGUAUGUUUUCUUUUAUCUCUUUCUUCCCCUCCCCUCCCCUCCCCUCCCCUCCCCUCCCCUCCCUUCCCCUUUUCUUUUUUUUUCAUUGUUCAAGACAUGAUUUCUCUGGGUAGCCCUAGCUAUCCUGGAGCUGGAACUCACUCUGUAGACCACGCUGGCCUCAAACUUAGAGAUCUGCUUUUCUCUGCCUCCUGAGUGCUGGGAUUAAAGGUAUCUGCCACCAAUGCCUGGCUACACUGUAAAUUUUCUGAUAACAAAUAACUUUCCUUCUCAUAGCUCAUGUACCUUUGGUUUUUACAAGAUAAGAUGUAUAAUUUUUCAUAGUCUUCUUUACCCUAGCAUACAAAUAAACUUUGGACAGUUAUAGAGUUGUCAUAAAUUUUAGUUUUACUUUUGUUUGUAAAUUGCCAACUUUGAUCCUUGCAAGGUUCUGAAUGUGCUAUUAGGUUCUAAUUUCUAAGGACAUUUAUUUGUUUAUUUAGAGACAGUCUUGGGAGCUGGAGAGAUGGCUCAGUGGUUAAGAUCACUGACUGCGGGGUUGGGGAUUUAGUUCAGUGGUAGAGUGCUUGCCUAGGAAGCGCAAGGCCCUGGGUUCAGUCCCUAGCUCCGGAAAAAAAAGAACCAAAAAAAAAAAAAAAAAAAAAAAAAAAAAAGAUCACUGACUGCUCUUCCAGAGGUCCUGAGUUGAAAUCCCAGUAACCACAUGGUGGCUCACAACCGUCAGUAAUGAGAUCUGAUGCCCUCUUCUGGUGUGAGUGAAGACAGAUAUAUAUAUAUUAUAUAUAUAUAAUAUAUAUAUAUAUAUAUUAUAUAUAUAUAUUUAAAAAAAAAAAAGACAGUCUCAUUUUGUAGUCCAAGCUGGUCUGGAACUUAGGUAGAUCUGGUUGGUUUUGAACUCCUGAUUCCAGUCUUUCUGCUUCUAUCUUUCUAUAGCUCCAAGGCUUUCCUAAAACCAUGUAUUAAGGACUGUAAAAGGGCUUAGUCAUUAAGAGCACUUAGUGCUUUUUCACAGAACCUGAGCUUAGUUCCGAGUACCCAUAUUGAAAAGCUCACAAGUGACAUAACCUUAGCUACAGGGAAUUCAUUGCCCUCUUCUGGAUUCCAUGGGUACCUGGACCCAUGUGAGUCUGUGUGUGUGUGUGUGUGUGUGUGUGUGUGUGUGUGUGUGUGUGUGUGCGUGCGUGCGUGCGUAUGUGCGCCUGCCUGCAAAUGCAAGCAAAUUCAUGUGCUAGCACAUACCUUUAACCUCAGAACUUGGGAGUAGAGGCAGGCUGGUUUUUCUGAGUUUGAGUCCUGCCUGGUUUAUAGACACAGUUUAUAGCUAGGGCUGUGUAGAGAGACCCUGUCUCAAACAACAAUAACAACUCUUUCAAUAAAUAAAAACAUUCCUCUAUUAAGAAACUUGUCAUAAUCUGGUUGAGAACUGAGGUGAGGUUAUUUACAGGUACUGGCACCUGAAUAUUCAUAGACCGAGCUCAGAAAGGCCUCUGUGUUUGUCCAGUGCUGUUCCAGAACCAUCCUGGCCAUUUGCACAGUCACCUGAAUUUAAUCUCAGAAUUUGGGAGGCAGAGACAGGUGGAUCUCUGUGAACUCAAGGCUAGCCUGCUCUACAUAGUGAGUUCCAGGCAAGCUGUAGUUACACAAUGAGAUAGACCUAGAGGUACUGAGUUCAAUUCCAGGCAAUAUGGUGGCUUACAACCAUUUCUAACUCAUGUUUUAGGGGAUUUGGUGCCCUCUUCUGUCCUUCAAAGGUACGAGGCAUAAACUUGGUACACAGACAUACAUACAGGCAAAAACACUCAAUACAAAUAAAGUAAAAAAUUUAAAAAGUUAAAAAAUAAGGAACUGGUCAUGGCAAUUCCCUUUGUGGCAGGCAGCAUGUAUAGGGAGGGAAGAGGGAGGGAGGGAGGGUGCCUAACCUUCCUACUUGUAUAUUAUGUCACAUGUAACCAUGAGCUAAUUCAAUACAUAGUAAAAACCUGUCCUUUCAUUUUUUUUGUUACUUUUUGCUCUUCCCUUUUUCUAUGCUUUAGUGACAUAAGACUUAAUUUAUGUAAGAAGUGGUGCCUAGGAAAUAACCAGUAUACAAAUUGUGCCCUUUGCAGCUGCUCCUGUGAUGAAUUUUCUCCAUAAUGGAAAGAUAAGGCUUAUACACAGCUGGAUCUCUGUGAGGAAGUCACCUUGAGAGGUGGCGAUGCUGUGGUUUAGGGAAGAGAAUGAUCUCUGGCUGCAGGAGUCAGGGAGGAUUUGGUAUAGGAGGCGGUGUUUAGCCCGUGUUCUGAAGGAUCGGCAGUAUUUGGACAUGUGGUAAGUAGCUAAGAGGAUUUUAGUCAGGAAAUUGCGUGGAGCAAAGGCACAGAGGCCAAAAUCCAGGGACAUGCUGAGUACUUUGGCUGCUUCCAUGAUGAGGAUUAUCAAAUUGUGUUUCGAUUUUUUUCCCCCCUUCCAUCUCUCAUCUUAAAAUUCUUUUAAAAUGUCCUGUAGUAGAUUCAGGGAGGCCUAGUUUUUCAACCCAGAUAAUUUAUAUUUGAAGCUGUGACUGGCAGCUGGUCAAACUGAGUUGAAAGCAGGUGGGAAAAGAGAUGCUUGGGCUGACUUCUCAAAGGGAGUAUAACCUGGUCUGGCUGGGACUUAGAACACCAGAAGGGACAGUUGGAUUCAGAGUGUGGAUCGCUUUAUUUAAUGGCUACAAAUUACACUUAUAAAAUAUGUAUUCAUUAUAAUCAUGCUGAUGUAAUAAAAAUAGGCCGUUCAUUCCUGGAAAACUGUCCAGAUGGUUUUUGUGCAUAUUUAAACAUUAGCUUUGGUUUUUUGCCUUUUAUUUAAUGUAUUUUUGUUUAGGUUGGUGUCUUUGUUUUUGUUUGGUACUAGGUGUGGAACACAAUAUCUCAUGGAUAUUAUUAGGCAAGCACUUUACCAAUGAUACUACCUUACAUUCCUAGCCCCAUUUAAUAUUUCAAGUAGAUAUUUCUCAGUUCAGUUCUUAUAAUUAUGCUUCAUCUAUGUUUUGGUUUUUAAAUAACUUGAUUGUAUGUUUGUAUACAUUGAUGGAUACAGAAAAUGCUUUUGAUUUUUUUUUUCCCUUUUACUGUCCUCUUGUCCAUAUCAUUAUAUACUUGUACAGGUCUCAGGAAUAAUUUUCAGGAAUAUUUCUUGAAUUCACGAAUGUGCAUUUUUGUUUCAAAACCUGCUGUAAGGUAGGAAUAGUAGUAUGUUUCUGUAAUCCUAGCAUCCAAGAGGCAGAGGCAGAGGCAGAGGCCGGCUUAUCUGUGAGUUUGAGGCUAGCUUGAGGCUAGCCUGUUCUACAUAGUGAGUUCCAGGACGGCCAGGGCUAUGUAGAGAGACCCUGUUUCAUUCCCCCCCCCCAAAAAAAAAAAACCACCAAAAGAAAAGCCAAAAAUCAAACCAACCAACCAAACAAACAGAAAACCAAAACCCAAAACAACCCAGAUAACAACGAACAAAACCCUCCAAACUCCACCAAAACCAAAAUAUAAGUGAAAAACUAUAUUAUCCUGUAAGAUUUUCUCAUGUUCUCACAAACCUCAAGUAUUAUAGCCAUUUAAUUGUUAAUCUCAUAGGUGAAUGAAUGUGCAGUAUUUUAUCUUAAUUUAUAUUUUUGACCAUGAGCAAAACUGAUGAUUUUUUAAAAAGAUUUAUUUAUUUAUUUUUUAUGUAUGUGAGUACACUGUCACUGUCUUCAGACACACCAGAAGAGGGCAUCAAAUUCCAUAACUUGUGAGCCACCAUGUAUUGAACUCAGGUGGAAAUUGAACUCAGGACCUCUGGAAGAGCAGUCAGUGCUCUUAGCCGCUGAGCCAUCUCUCCAGUCCCUGGUGGUCUUUUCAUACAUAAGAAUUUAAAGGUAAGCAGAGGCUUACAGAGUACUUACCUGUGAGUACUGUAUCUAUUGCAGUGGUUUUCAACCUUCCUAAUGCUGCAACUUUUUAAUAUAGUUCUUUAUGUUGUGGUGACCCUCAACCAUAAAAUUAGUUUCAUUGCUACUUCAUAACUGUAGUUUUGCUAUUGUUAUGAACAGUAAUGUAAAUAUCUUAUGUGCAAGAUGUCUGAUACUUGGCUAUUGUGAAAGGGUUGUUGGUGGGGUUGCGGAUUUAGCUCAGUGGUAGAGCGCUUGCCUAGGAAGCGCAAGGCCCUGGGUUUGGUCCCCAGCUCCGAAAAAAAAAAGAACCAAAAAAAAAAAAAAAAAAAAAAAGGGUUGGAGAAAUGGCUCAGUGGUUAAGAGCACUGACUGCUCUUCCAGAGGUCCUGAGUUCAAUCCCCAGCAACCACAUGGUGGCUCACAACCAUCUGUAAUGGGAUGCUCUCUUCUGAAGUGUCUGAAGAGAACUACAGUGUACUAAUAUAUAAAUAAAAUAAAUAAAUCUUUAAAAAAAAAAAAAAAGGGUUGUUGGACUUCCAAGAAUUGCCCAUCUGUUUGUUUGUUUAGGGGGUUUAUGUAGCCCAGACUGCUCUUGGACUCACUGUAUAGGCAAUGUGGUCUCAUGUAUGACCUCACUGCUCCACCUCUCAGGUGCUGAGAGUACAGGCAUAGUCACUGUGCUUGCUUAGCUGCUUCUUUAUUUUUUAAAAACAGUCAAGAAAUGGCUAGGGCUUGGCUCAGUGAGUGGACAUGUGCUUAGCAUGUACAGUACUCAACAGCAAAAAUAAGUACGUCAAUGAAAAUCUCCCACACUAAAACCCAGUGCUUAGAUAAAAGUAACAUUGAAUGGCAACUGUUAUGGUUUGGAUGUGAACUCUGCUAUAGGCUCGUGUGUGUGAACAUUUAUUUGCUCCCUACUGGUGUACUGUUUGGGGAGAGUGUGGAUCGUUUAGGGGGUGGACACUGCUGGAAGAAGUUGUUAUGGUGGGACUUACUAGGCAAUGCUCUGUCUACUCUCAGAGUGCAGCAGGCAGCAUGUGCUCACUUCCAUCACAUGGACCAGGAUGGGCUGUACCUUCCCUGACUGUGAGCCCAGCUACAUCCUCCUCUGAGUUGUUUCUUGUUAGGUUUCUGUGGCGGGACCAUAAGAAAUUCAACCAGCACACUAGCCAUUGCGUGAUUGAUUAUACUACACACAAACACCACUGAGCCUGUGGUCUUCUUUCCAAACUUUUCUGAGGAGCGGCUCCAGAUGGGAGCUGAGAUGCUGACACCUUUUCUGGUUUUCCAGUCUGAGGCUUUUCUUGAUAGAGAGGGCAGCCAGCCUGGUUGGGUUCUGAAAUGGAGUUAUGUGUGACAACUGCUUUGGAAUCUUGAAGGUGCUUUGGUACUGGAUAGGGAGUGGGUAGGGAGUGAUUUUUUUAAAAAUUUAUAGUUGAAACUGAUUUUCAACUGCUCGAGGUGAAAGUCCUGAAUAUUUCCUGAAAGUAAGGAAGUUUUCUGAGAUGAGAAGAUUUUAAAAAAUAGGCAUUUUUGAAACGUUGGGGUUGUUGGAGUGGUUGGAUUUUCCCUGGAAUUGAGUAAGAAAUUCAGAAGACUGAAGCCCAGGCUCACUGUCUACCUUUCACGGAGGCCUAGCCGUGAGAGGACAGAAGAAGGCACGUGGAGAAUCAUGACAGCUGACAAAGAUAAAGACAAAGACAAAGAGAAGGACCGGGACCGGGACCGGGACCGAGAGAGAGAUAAAAGAGACAAAGCUAGGGAGAGCGAGAACGCCAGGCCUCGGAGGAGCUGCACGUUGGAGGGAGGAGCCAAGAACUAUGCUGAAAGUGACCACAGUGAGGACGAAGACAACGACAACGGAGCCACCACGGAGGAGUCCGCCAGGAAGAGCAGAAAGAAACCUCCGAAAAAAAAGUCCCGCUACGAGAGGACAGACACUGGCGAGAUAACGUCUUACAUCACUGAGGAUGAUGUUGUUUACAGACCAGGAGACUGCGUGUAUAUCGAGAGUCGGCGGCCAAACACACCGUAUUUCAUCUGCAGCAUCCAAGACUUCAAACUGGUCCACAACUCCCAGGCCUGUUGCAGAUCUCCAGCUCCUGCUUUGUGUGAUCCCCCAGCAUGCUCUCUGCCGGUGGCAUCACAGCCACCACAGCACCUUUCUGAAGCCGGGAGAGGGCCUGUAGGGAGUAAGAGGGACCAUCUACUCAUGAACGUCAAAUGGUACUACCGUCAGUCUGAAGUUCCAGAUUCUGUCUAUCAGCAUUUGGUUCAGGACCGGCAUAAUGAAAACGACUCUGGAAGAGAACUUGUCAUCACAGAUCCAGUCAUCAAGAACCGGGAGCUCUUCAUUUCUGAUUAUGUUGACACCUACCAUGCUGCUGCCCUGAGAGGGAAGUGCAACAUCUCCCAUUUUUCCGACAUAUUUGCUGCUCGUGAAUUUAAAGCCCGAGUGGACUCGUUUUUCUACAUAUUAGGCUACAACCCUGAGACAAGGAGGCUGAAUAGUACCCAAGGAGAAAUUCGAGUUGGCCCUAGCCAUCAGGCCAAACUUCCAGAUUUGCAGCCAUUUCCUUCUCCAGAUGGUGACACUGUGACUCAGCAUGAGGAACUUGUCUGGAUGCCUGGAGUCAGUGACUGUGACCUCCUCAUGUACUUGAGGGCAGCAAGGAGCAUGGCAGCCUUCGCAGGAAUGUGUGACGGAGGUUCCACAGAGGAUGGCUGUGUCGCAGCGUCUCGGGAUGACACCACUCUCAAUGCACUGAACACACUACAUGAAAGCAGUUAUGAUGCCGGCAAAGCCCUGCAGCGCCUGGUGAAGAAGCCUGUGCCCAAGCUGAUCGAGAAGUGCUGGACAGAGGAUGAAGUGAAACGCUUCGUUAAGGGGCUCCGACAGUACGGCAAGAACUUCUUCAGAAUCAGAAAGGAGCUGCUUCCCAAUAAGGAAACCGGGGAACUGAUUACCUUCUAUUACUACUGGAAGAAAACACCAGAGGCAGCCAGCUCCCGUGCCCACCGCCGGCACCGCAGGCAGGCUGUGUUCAGAAGAAUUAAGACUCGCACAGCGUCCACCCCUGUCAACACGCCCUCCAGACCUCCUUCCAGUGAAUUCUUGGAUCUGAGUUCGGCUAGUGAGGAUGACUUUGACAGUGAGGACAGCGAGCAGGAGCUGAAGGGGUACGCCUGCCGGCACUGCUUCACCACCACCUCCAAAGACUGGCACCACGGGGGCCGAGAAAACAUCCUGCUGUGCACAGACUGCCGCAUCCACUUCAAGAAGUACGGUGAGCUGCCACCCAUCGAGAAGCCCGUGGACCCCCCGCCCUUCAUGUUCAAGCCUGUCAAGGAGGAGGACGAUGGGCUCAGUGGGAAGCAUAGCAUGAGGACUCGGCGGAGUCGGGGCUCGAUGUCUACACUCCGCAGUGGUCGGAAGAAGCAGCCUGCCAGUCCUGAUGGCCGCGCCUCACCUGUCAAUGAGGACGUGCGAUCCAGUGGCCGGAACUCCCCCAGCGCUGCCAGCACUUCCAGCAAUGACAGCAAAGCAGAGGCUGUGAAGAAGUCGGCCAAGAAAGUGAAGGAAGAGGCUGCGUCCCCUCUGAAGAACACCAAGCGCCAGCGGGAGAAGGUGGCCUCCGACACAGAAGACACUGACAGGGCCACCUCCAAAAAGACAAAGACCCAGGAGAUCAGCCGCCCUAACUCUCCCUCUGAAGGUGAGGGGGAGAGUUCCGACAGUCGCAGUGUCAAUGAUGAGGGCAGCAGUGACCCAAAAGACAUCGACCAGGAUAAUCGCAGCACGUCCCCCAGUAUCCCCAGCCCUCAAGAUAAUGAGAGCGACUCGGACUCAUCAGCACAGCAGCAGAUGUUGCAGACCCAGCCUCCAGCCUUGCAAGCUCCCAGUGGGGCUGCCUCUGCUCCCUCCACAGCCCCUCCAGGGACAACCCAGCUUCCCACCCCAGGGCCUACACCCUCUGCUACUACAGUCCCUCCACAGGGCUCCCCUGCAACCUCACAGCCCCCUAACCAGACUCAGUCUACAGUGGCACCUGCAGCCCACACCCUCAUCCAGCAGACGCCCACCCUGCAUCCCCCUCGGCUGCCCUCACCUCAUCCUCCACUGCAGCCUAUGACUGCACCACCUAGCCAGAACUCUGCACAACCUCACCCCCAGCCCUCCUUGCAUGGUCAGGGCCCUCCUGGCCCUCACAGCCUACAGACUGGACCCCUACUACAGCACCCAGGACCUCCUCAGCCCUUUGGACUGACUCCCCAGUCCUCCCAAGGUCAGGGCCCUCUGGGUCCCUCCCCAGCAGCAGCCCAUCCUCACAGCACCAUACAGCUUCCAGCCUCUCAGUCGGCACUGCAGCCUCAACAGCCCCCAAGGGAACAGCCCUUGCCUCCUGCCCCGUUAGCCAUGCCUCACAUCAAACCCCCACCCACCACACCAAUUCCCCAGCUUCCAGCACCACAGGCCCACAAACAUCCGCCUCACCUCUCAGGCCCCUCCCCCUUCUCAAUGAAUGCCAAUCUGCCACCCCCACCAGCCCUGAAGCCCCUCAGCUCACUGUCCACACACCAUCCUCCCUCAGCCCACCCUCCACCCCUACAGCUUAUGCCUCAGAGCCAGCCCUUGCCCUCUUCACCCGCCCAGCCCCCUGGGCUGACCCAGAGUCAGAGCCUCCCACCCCCUGCUGCCUCCCACCCUACCACUGGCGGCCUCCACCAGGUGCCCUCGCAAUCCCCAUUCCCCCAGCACCCUUUUGUACCUGGAGGCCCCCCUCCCAUCACCCCACCCUCCUGCCCCCCCACUUCCACCCCUCCUGCGGGGCCCAGCUCCUCAUCACAGCCACCCUGCUCUGCUGCUGUGUCUUCUGGAGGCAAUGUUCCAGGGGCGCCAUCUUGCCCACUCCCUGCUGUGCAGAUCAAGGAAGAGGCUCUGGAUGAAGCCGAGGAGCCAGAGAGCCCUCCUCCACCCCCCAGGAGCCCAUCCCCUGAGCCUACUGUAGUGGACACCCCCAGCCAUGCUAGCCAGUCUGCCAGGUUCUACAAACACCUGGACCGGGGCUACAACUCGUGUGCACGGACAGACCUGUACUUCAUGCCUCUGGCUGGAUCCAAACUAGCCAAGAAGAGGGAGGAGGCCAUUGAGAAGGCCAAGCGGGAGGCUGAACAGAAAGCCCGAGAGGAACGAGAGCGAGAGAAAGAGAAGGAAAAAGAGCGAGAGCGGGAGAGAGAGCGGGAACGGGAAGCAGAGCGCGCUGCUCAGAAGGCUUCUAGCUCAGCACAUGAAGGCCGUCUUAGUGACCCUCAGCUCAGUGGUCCAGGUCACAUGCGACCCUCCUUCGAGCCACCACCGACCACAAUUGCUGCUGUGCCCCCAUAUAUUGGGCCUGACACACCUGCCCUCCGGACACUGAGCGAAUAUGCUCGGCCACAUGUCAUGUCUCCCACCAACCGUAACCACCCCUUCUACAUGCCCCUCAAUCCCACCGACCCCCUCCUGGCCUACCACAUGCCUGGCCUGUACAAUGUUGACCCCACCAUCCGGGAGCGGGAGCUCCGAGAACGUGAGAUCAGAGAGCGCGAGAUCCGGGAGCGGGAAUUGCGGGAGAGGAUGAAGCCAGGCUUUGAGGUGAAGCCCCCAGAGCUGGACCCCCUGCACCCAGCCACCAACCCCAUGGAGCAUUUUGCCCGGCACAGCGCCCUCACCAUCCCUCCUGCAGCUGGCCCCCACCCCUUUGCCUCUUUCCACCCGGGCCUCAACCCUUUGGAGCGGGAGAGACUGGCGCUAGCAGGUCCUCAGCUGCGGCCUGAGAUGAGUUACCCAGACAGACUGGCAGCUGAGCGCAUCCAUGCCGAGCGUAUGGCGUCACUCACCAGCGACCCCCUGGCACGACUGCAGAUGUUCAAUGUUACUCCACACCACCACCAGCAUUCACACAUCCACUCCCACCUCCACCUCCACCAGCAGGAUCCUCUCCACCAAGGUUCAGCAGGCCCAGUUCACCCCCUGGUUGACCCCCUGACUGCUGGCCCUCACUUAGCUCGCUUCCCCUACCCUCCGGGCACCCUCCCCAAUCCUCUACUUGGACAGCCCCCCCACGAGCACGAGAUGCUACGCCACCCAGUUUUUGCAGAGCCUGUUUUGCGCUUGGCAGGCACCCCCUACCCCCGAGACCUGCCUGGGGCUAUUCCACCCCCCAUGUCAGCGGCCCACCAGCUUCAGGCCAUGCAUGCCCAGUCAGCAGAGCUGCAGAGACUAGCCAUGGAGCAGCAGUGGCUGCAUGGACAUCCACACAUGCAUGGUGGCCAUCUACCCAGUCAGGAGGAUUAUUACAGUCGACUGAAGAAGGAAGGAGACAAGCAGUUAUAAGUUAUUUAUUUGUUAUGCUGCUGUGGAAACCCCAGUUCUAGGGGGCAGAAACAGGACUUUUACAUCUAGUAGGCGCUGCAAGAGCAAAGAGGAAUAUCGUCUAAAGAUUUCUCUAUAUUUAAACCCACAACUAAAAACACAUCUGCAUAGUAGUGUUUGUUUGUUGAGAGGAUUUCCUGAGACCAGUUGAGGUCUCCCUGCAUGACAGUCCCCCAGAAACGGCGUGUCCUGGGCUGGACUGACACCCAGAAAACGUACCUGCGAUCUUGGGGUUUGGCUUUAGUUCUCUUUUCCUUGAUUUCUCAGUAGGUGCUAGAGUCCGUUCACACCCUUCACUGUGCGCGCAGACACUGAGGCACGUGGGCUCUGGAACCCACGGGGUUUGCAAAGAGGCGGCGUAUGAGUUUGAAAUCCAAGAGCUAUAAUUUUUAAAAAAUCUUUUAUUUUACUACAUUGUAGGAAAUCUUCAUAAUUUGAGACAGUUCUGCAGCAUGGCUUUUUACAUCUGUAAAUAAAUAAUUUUAGAAGUCUUUUUUUCUGUCCACAGACGACUAUUCUGAUCUAUUUUUUCCAGCCAUGUCACAAAGUGUGAAUUCCUACCAGCUAUUGACAGAAUACAGAGUUGAUUUUUUAAUAAAAAGUUAUAUAUAAUUAUCCCUUUAAUUAAAGGGAACAGAUGGGCGUUUCUGUUUCUAGUUUGAAGCAGGCAGGAGCUUGGGACUAGGUUUGGUCACAGCAGUGAGCACCCAAGGGUUGGCAGGGACAGUGUUACAGGCUCUUUGUUUUGCUGCUUUGAUUUCAUUUCUGUCUGUCCCUCGCAUGUGCAGUGGCAGGCGUGUUUGAGCGAGCCUCCUUCCUCAUUCAUAGGGGUUCAGUGUUGACUCUGUUCCCUGGUGUCCCCACUGUCCUGUGUCUGGUAUAGAAAGCGCAUGUUUAUGUGUAUGUGUCUGAUGAUAAGUUUCCCUAGAGUGUUAUGCACAUGUUUGAUUGUUCUAGAUAAAUUGUCAUAAACAUUCUAGGAAGCUCAAGAAAAUGAUGCAGUACCCAGCACAUGAAAGACCUAUGCCAUGUGCUUGCCAAAGGAAUGUUAGAGUCUGCUCAUGUGCAUGUCACCACGCCAAGCCGUGCCAGCCACAGACUGAGAGACUUCAGAGUGAGGAACCCCCUAGGGUCACUAUGGUUGUAUGGUUGUGCUCAGGGCUAUGCAGCAGGCUGUGCAGGAAGCUGUGUCCUGCGUUUCCUCCUGGAAUAGGAAUUAAGGUCCUGGUUGAAGCAGGUUCCCCUGGGAAGUCCUCUCCAGCAGGCCUUCGGAGCAGAACUGACUCCUGCCCCGCUGUCCCUGAUGGAGUUCUCCUACCAGAGCUGUGACCCUCCCUUGGACUCUGGAAUGCAGUGGUUGCAUUUAGAAACAGCUAGCUAGUCAAGGACCAUCGAUGGCAGCAGACGAGGUGUGUCCUGGCCCUGUGGAGAGAAGUGUGUGUGGUUCAGCUGGCAUUCACUCCGCUCCAGGCUCUGACUCAGGUGGCAGAGCCUCAUGCUCCCUGAGCCAUGCAUGGGGCAACUAGGAUCCAUUUGUCCGUUGGAGAUGUUUGUAGCUUUUUUGUUUUGUUUUUUAACUUUGUUUUUCUCAUUCCAUUUCUGCCUUAAUUUUGGUUCUUCAUAGGAGGCAAGCUCAAAUUAACCUUUUGUCAUCAGACCUUCUGGCCGCCUUGGCAUGAAGGCAUCUUUUUCCUCUGGGGUUGGUGACAUGGCCUCCGGAUGGUCUGCCUGCCCUCCAGCCCUCUGGACUGAGGAAGACCCCCACAGGAUCUGGACAGGCAGGUCCUUUCUGUCCCACGCCACCACCUCCUUCCCCUUUUAACUGAGUCUGCCGUUCAGUUAACCCUUUAUUUCCUUUCUAGUACCCAUUUCCAAAGAGAAAGAGUGAAGUACUUUGAAGUCUGUACUUGAAAUCUGUCUGGCAGUGUUUCCCUAUUAGUUCUGGGUUUCUCCCCUGUCCCAAGGUGAAGCGCUGAGAGCCUUCAUUUCUCCGUGACUGACAGCAGUUCGUUUGGAGGCCCUGGACCUUUGUGGCGUCUUUGAAGCCUGGCCUCUUGGCUUCCUUUUGGAUUUUCCUUGCUUUGAUUUGAAGUUUGGGUUUGCUUUCCGUGUUCUGUACGUAUCUUGUUCAGUGUCGUCAAGGUUGAGCUUCACGUCUCACUGCAGUGGAGCGAGCGGACAUUCUGAUCGCUGCAUUUCUUUAGAUCUCGGAGCUAAAUGUAUAUAUGAGUAGUUCGCAAUGAGAUAACACAGUGUAAACAGUAGACACCCAGAAAAUCGUGACUUCUGUGUUUUCUCCAUUUGAGUAUUUUGUAAUUUUUUUGAAAUAUUUGUGGACAUAAAUAAAACCAAGCUACACUACA
Molecule: messenger RNA, 13325 nt
Organism: Rattus norvegicus (Norway rat)
Lineage: Eukaryota; Metazoa; Chordata; Mammalia; Rodentia; Muridae
Source: RefSeq, a predicted model, not a curated record